UACUAUUCGCGAACAACGAGCCGUAGCUCUGCCCGAGCAGGGUCGGGAAAUGGAGAAGACGCUCGACGAGCUGCUCUGCGCCGCCGCCAUGGCCGGCAACAGCGCGAUGGUCCGAGACCUCCUAUUGAGAGGCGCCGAUCCUUCCUUCUUCGACUCUGAAGGCAAGACUCCUCUAAUGCACGCCGCUGCGGUCGGCCAUGGGGAAGUCGUCCGCUGCCUUCUCGACGCCGGUGCUCCCUGGAACGCUCUUUCCCCCUCCAACGUAUCCGCUGGUGAUCUAGCUAUGGAGAACGCCCAUCAGGAGGCCUUUGAUGUCCUCCUGAACUUCGCCAUCCAGGCUGAACUAGUUCUCGGAACCAUCGCUCGAGGCGGCGGUGAUGGGGAAGGCGCCGCCUCGCAGGAGGUGUAUUUGAGCGAGAGGGUUUCUUUUGGAGAGGACAGAAUCGUGGAUGCCGAGAGCAAGGCGGUCAUGAUGGCGUGGGAGAAGCCGCUGAUGGAGGCUCACGCUAGGGCGAUCUGCUGCUUCGGCGAUGUUGGUGGGAAGAUACUCAAUGUGGGCUUUGGGAUGGGGCUAGUGGACGAGGCUAUACAGAGGUACAAACCACUGGAGCACACUAUUGUGGAGGCGCAUCCUGAGGUUUAUGAUCGGAUGAUACAGUCUGGCUGGGGGGAGAAGGAGAAUGUGAAGAUUGUAUUUGGGAAAUGGCAGGAUGUGCUACCUCAACUUGGAUCUUUUGAUGGAAUAUUCUUCGACACUUACGGUGAAUACUAUGACGACAUGAGGGAAUUCCACCAGAAUCUUCACAGGCUGCUUAAGCCAGGUGGAAUCUAUUCCUACUUUAAUGGUUUUUGUGGCAGCAAUGCAUUUUUCCAUGUUGUUUACUGUCAGUUAGUUGCUUUAGAACUUGAAAAUCUUGGUUACAGUACUCAGUUUAUUCCCUUGCCUGUCAAAGAAUGCAUUUCGGAGGACAUUUGGAAGGGUUUGAAGCACAAAUACUGGCAACUAGAUACAUAUAAUUUACCUGUUUGUCAGGCUUCACUUGAUUCUGAAUGAUUAGAACCAAUGCUGUUAAGUUUUAACAAUAAUUAUUGUUUUGUUUUUUAUGUUU
Phalaenopsis equestris is the source of this 1109-nucleotide messenger RNA. Its product is annotated as protein arginine N-methyltransferase 2. The record is from RefSeq and is a predicted model, not a curated record. Gene Ontology annotation, molecular function: protein-arginine N-methyltransferase activity; protein binding. The coding region runs from base 50 to 1054 and encodes 334 amino acids. Gene Ontology annotation, cellular component: cytoplasm; nucleus. NCBI's taxonomy places the organism in Eukaryota, Viridiplantae, Streptophyta, Magnoliopsida, Asparagales, Orchidaceae. The transcript has 2 exons.